Molecule: messenger RNA, 1533 nt
Organism: Cutaneotrichosporon oleaginosum
Lineage: Eukaryota; Fungi; Basidiomycota; Tremellomycetes; Trichosporonales; Trichosporonaceae
Biological process (GO): asparaginyl-tRNA aminoacylation
Cellular component (GO): mitochondrion
Molecular function (GO): ATP binding; nucleic acid binding; asparagine-tRNA ligase activity
Source: RefSeq, a predicted model, not a curated record
AUGAGCGGCCUUGCGCCUACGGUUCGGGGGAUUGUUGAGGCGGCCGCGUCUUCCUCCUCGUCUUCUUCCUCUCCCGCGUCCUCAUCCUCCUCCUCUUCCUCCCCUUCGCCCUCAUCCGACGCUACCACCUCCGCCUCGGGGUGGAUUCGCUCCCUCCGAUCUCACAAGAAGGUGGCGUUCGCCGAACUAGACGACGGUAGCGGCGGUACACUGCAAGCAGUGCUGAAGGGCCCAUCCCGCGCGCUGGCCGACGAGCUCACUCCUGGGACGGCCGUCCACCUAUCCGGCGCGCUCUCUCCAUCCAAAGGCGCCGGCCAGGCCGUCGAACUCCUUGUGGACGCGGGUACUGUCCUCGGUCCCGUGUCCGACGGCUACCCUAUCCAGAAGAAGGCGCUGCCCGCGUCGGUGCUGCGCGAAAACGCCCACCUCCGCUUCCGGACGGGUGCGAUGGGCGCGACGGUGCGGGUGCGCGACGCUCUCGCCCGCGACUGGCACGACUGGUUCGAGGCGCACGAGUUUGUGCAUGUCCACACGCCGAUCUUGACCGCCAACGACUGCGAAGGCGCCGGCGAGGUGUUCACUGUCGCGCAGAGCCUGCCCGGCGUGCAGAAGGAGCCGUUCUUCCCGCGCCCCGUCAACCUCACCGUCUCGGGACAGCUGCAUCUCGAGGCGCCGACGCACGCGCUCGGGCGCACGUACACGCUCUCGCCCGCGUUCCGCGCCGAGCCGAGCCAGACGUCGCGCCACCUCGCCGAGUUCUACAUGCUCGAAGCCGAGGUUGCGUUCGUCGACAAUCUCGACAGCCUGCUGGACAUUGCCGAGGCCAGCGUCCGGGAUACCGUCUCCACUCUGCUGCACUCUGAUUCUCGGCGGGCGCGCCGCGCGCGCGAAGAUAUCGGCCGUAUUGCCGCGAGCAAGGUCGCCGCCGAGGCGGAGGAGCGUGCCAGCGCCGGACUCCCCCCGCUCCCUCCUCCGUGCAAGGAGCCUACGCCGCUCGCACACCUCGAGGCGGCCACAACGCCCUUCAAGCGGAUGACAUACGCGGACGCAGUGGUGCUGCUCGAAACCGAGCACAAAGAGCGGCCGUUUGAGCGGGCGCCCGGAGAGGGGCUGGCGAGCGAGCACGAGCGCUGGCUCUGCGAGCACUUUGGCACGCCUGUUUUUGUGACCCACUACCCCGUUACCCAGAAACCGUUCUACAUGCUCCCCUCAGACGCUGAUGCGUCCACUCCCUCCUCGGCCGCCGCGGCCGGGGCCACUGUGGCCUGCUUCGAUCUCUUGUUCCCCGGGAUCGGCGAAAUGGCGGGCGGGAGCAUGCGCGAGCACCGUCUCGACGCCCUUCGCGACAGCCUCGCCCGCCAUGGCCUCCCCGAACAUGAGUACCAGUGGUACCUCGACCUCCGGCGGUUCGGAUCCGCACCGCAUGGCGGAUGGGGCAUGGGUUGGGAACGCUGGGUGUGUUGGGUCACAGGGCAGGCGAACGUGCGCGACGUUGUCGCAUUCCCGCGCUGGGCCGGCAGCUGCCGCUUCUAG